Fundulus heteroclitus (mummichog) is the source of this 4540-nucleotide messenger RNA. Its product is annotated as choline transporter-like protein 2. NCBI's taxonomy places the organism in Eukaryota, Metazoa, Chordata, Actinopteri, Cyprinodontiformes, Fundulidae. Bases 308 to 2494 code for a protein of 728 amino acids. Gene Ontology annotation, cellular component: membrane. The record is from RefSeq and is a predicted model, not a curated record. Gene Ontology annotation, molecular function: choline transmembrane transporter activity. Gene Ontology annotation, biological process: choline transport; transmembrane transport. The transcript is spliced from 22 exons.
UCCCAGCCACUCUGUGGAUGUGUUUUUAUGCUUUCGUGGGCGUGUGCUUUCUUUAUUCUCCCACGCAGCAUGAGGUCUUUUGGAAAAGGGUGGAGUUAGAGAGGGAUAAUGUGCAGGUGGAGCGCAGACUGGAGAGAAGCAGUUGUUUCAGUAUAAACAGAAGUGGGGCGAGCUCCUGAGACAGGUUGGACUGGUUCUGCGUUGUGCCUCCCUCUUUUCAUAGUCCAAUAAAGGGAGAAGACGUGAACCAGAGAGGGAAGCAGGCUUUCUUUACGUCUCGCCGUUCGGCCCUGAAAGGAGUUUCAACAUGCCUGAGAAUGAGGAGAACGAGGAAUCCUAUAGGAAAUAUGGUGAUCCCAAAAAAUAUGACCCGUCCUUCAAGGGCCCCAUCCAGAACAGGGGCUGCACAGACAUCGUCUGCUGCAUUCUCUUCAUCAUCGCUGUACUGGGCUAUAUUGCAGUGGGAAUCCUAGCCUGGUCCCAAGGUGAUCCAAGGAAGGCGAUCUACCCCACAAAUAGUCGAGGCGAGUUCUGUGGGCAGGCCGGUUCUGAACUAGAGAAGAAGCGGCUGUUGUUCUACUUCAACAUCAUGAAGUGUGCCAGCCCCAUGGUGCUGCUUUCCUUCCAGUGUCCAACCACACAGAUGUGUGUGGAGAAGUGUCCCGACAAGUUCAUGACCUUAGUCAAAGCCUACACCAACAAAAAGGACUUUGAGUACUACAAAACCUUCUGCAAGGACGGUGUGAAAGACGAUAUGGGCACACCAGCAAUUCUGAGAGACGGUCUCUGCCCCCCCAUGCUGAUCCCCAGCAAGUCAUUCACCCGUAGGUGCUUUCCAUCUUUGGGCUUGAAAGGAGGUAUAAUAACUAUAGGAAACAGCACCACGUUUGAUGACGGACUAGGAAAGACUGACAGACCGGCCAAGGAUCUUGUGGACGGCGUAAAGAAUGCCACUGUGGUUAUGGAGGCUCGUCAGGUGGUUAUAAAAAUCUUUGAGGAUUAUACGCAUUCCUGGUAUUGGAUCCUCAUUGGGCUGGUUAUUGCCAUGCUCGUCAGCCUGCUUUUCAUCGUCCUCAUGCGCUUCCUGGCCAGCGUCAUGAUCUGGUUCAUAAUCAUCGCUGUGAUACUUGUAAUAGGAUACGGCAUCUUCCACUGCUACAUGGAGUACGCUGACCUGAAGGGGGAGCCUGGUGCUAAUGUGACACUACAGGAGUUGGGCUUCCAGACCGACUUCUCGGUCUACCUGCAAGUCAGACAAACAUGGCUGGCCUUCAUGAUUAUCCUGGCCAUUGUGGAGGUCAUCAUCAUCCUGCUGCUCAUCUUCUUGAGGAAGAGGAUCCUCAUUGCCAUUGCUCUCAUCAAAGAGGCCAGCAGAGCCAUUCGCCACAUAAUGUGUUCCCUGUUUUAUCCACUGUUCACUUUCCUCCUCCUGGCAAUAGUCAUCGCUUACUGGGCAGUAACUGCUGUUUUCUUGUCCACCUCCAAUGAGCCCAUCUACAAAGUGAUGAACGAGUCGGCGUGUCCGCACUCUGCAGAAACCUGUGAUCCAGCCAACUAUUCAACGAAUCAGAUGAAGAAGGACUGCCCUGAUUCGGAGUGCCUGUUUGCCUUCUACGGGGGAGAAACGGUUUACCACAAAUACCUGAUCGGCCUGCAGUUCUACAACGUCUUCCUCUUCUUCUGGUGUGCCAACUUUGUCACCGCCCUGGGACAGAUGACGUUAGCUGGGGCCUUCGCCUCCUACUACUGGGCCGCCGUCAAGCCAGAUCACAUCCCCUCCUUCCCAGUGUUUUCCUCUAUGGGCCGAUCUCUACGGUAUCACACAGGGUCUCUGGCAUUUGGUUCUCUCAUCCUAUCAAUCAUUCAGAUUAUCCGGGUUUUGCUGGAGUAUUUGGAGCACAGGCUGAAAGGAGCCAAAAACAAAUGUGCAACGUUCAUGUUUAAAUGCCUGAAGUGCUGCUUCUGGUGCCUGGAGAAGUUCAUCAAGUUCCUGAACAGAAACGCCUAUAUUAUGGUGGCGAUCUACGGUAAGAACUUUUGUGCCUCUGCCAGCGCAGCCUUCAGUCUCAUCAUGAGAAACGUGAUCAGGGUCGCUGUUGUGGAUAAGGUGACAGAUUUCCUCUUGUUUUUGGGAAAACUGCUCAUUGUCGGGAUCGUGGGGGUCUUUGCCUUCUUUUUCUUCUCUGGAAGAGUGAAAGCCUUUGAGGAUACAGCUCCCAACCUGCACUAUUACUGGGUGCCCAUCCUGACCGUGGCGAUCGGCUCGUAUCUCAUUGCCCACGGGUUCUUCAGCGUCUACGCCAUGUGUGUGGACACGCUGUUCCUCUGUUUCUGUGAGGACCUGGAACGAAACGACGGUUCAGCUGAGAGGCCUUAUUACAUGUCGUCGACUCUCCGCGAGAUUCUGUGGAAGGACAAGACGGAGGAUCCGCAGCAGCAGGACGAACACGGCGAGCUGAAAAAGCCCCCGGCUGACGAGAAGGACGAAGCUUAGAGACGAUGGCUUUUCGCCGAGUUAGAAGCACAACAAAAACCCAGAUACUGUGUGGUAAUCCUCAUUUGUGAGGAGCUAUAACUGAUGCACAGUAGGACACGCCUCGCCUUAUAUGCAACCCUUUUGCAUAGCCAUCCACAUGUACAUGCUGCCUUUUCAUUGUCGACGUUGGAAAGUUUGAAAUGAUGGUUGCCUUAGAGUCCAGACGCCUACUUUACCACUACAGACACAUUAAACUGUCCGCUCCUCCAUACGCCACAGAAGUAAAACACCUAAAAGAAAAGUGCUGACGGAUCAAGAUAAUUGUCCAGCCUGAGGUGAUGGCUGCUUGUUUCGGCCCCUCGUGGUGCCCCCCCACAGUAGGGACACAUCGUCACAUCUGGGAGACAAAAAUGGGAAACUGGGGUGUAGGGACAAGAUUAGAUGACUGCUGGAAUAAAAGACGUGUUUUGUAGUAAGGCAGUAUGACAUGCGUUGGAAUAAAUCAUUUGAUUUUCUAAAACUUACCAGGAUUGAUCAGCCCACUACACUAGUACAAGGAAAUAUUUAAUCCAGAACAAUGGUGAUGCCAUUAUAUUUUGUCAGAAAGUGGCUUUAUUUCCACCCCCCUAAACACUUUAUUUCACAGUUUAGCCCGAAAUGAUUCAUACCCCUGGUACAUUUAGCUUUUCAGCAUUGUUUCUUCUGACUGGUGGUACUACUGGCGUUUUGAAGCAGCCCAGGCACAAUCCCGACCUGAUUCUGAUGCUCGAGGAGGAAGGUGAAGAUUAGGGUGAUGGCAAGGAGGCCUUCCAGCCUCCGUGACUUGGUGCUCAUCACCAAAGAUAAAUCCUCAAAAUACCAGUAGACAUGAAAGAAAGCUGCUCAGCAGUUAUGAGGAUUGUUUGAUUGCUCUAAUCUAUUGUUUGAUUGCUCUAAUCUAUUGUUCCACUGAUGACUGAAGUUUCAACAAGCCUUUUUUUUUAAAUAAAUUGCAAGUAAAAAAAUGUUUUUUUUUCCUACCAUUGAAGGAUAAAAUUGUUUUUUGCGGGAUGAAAAUAAUUUCAGAAUUUGCCAGGGGUGUGACUCAUUUUUAUCUUAACUGUAACUUAGGAACGAUUCGGCAUCGUUUACAAGCCAUCUGAAGAUCAAACCUACUCAGUAGUGCUCCACCCUCAAGAGUCAGCAUUUGGGUUUAGAUUCUUAAUCCCUGUUGAUAGAUUGGGGCUGCAGCAUUUUGGGGAGAGCACUUUAAAAUGUCUGUGAAGAGAAUGAUUAGUUACCUGAUGGGAUUCUGAUCUGAAUCAUUUGUUUUCACGGUUUUCUUCUGGUUUAGGGGUGUGUGGGGCUGUCUGUUCAGGUAAACCUGCGGAGGAUGACCUGUUGCUUAAUUCUAAAGGCGACUGGCUGCCAUUUUGACCCUGUUGCCUUUCUCAGUGGUUUCUCCUGCUGCCAGCAGUCGUAGGAAAGUUGACGGCCUCGUUGUGCCUCUUUAAUCGUGUUUCUCUUAUUUGACCUCUAACUGUAAAAUGUUUGGUAGCUUUAAAACUGACGUCCAAACCACUCUGUCAACAAUCCUGUUAUCAUCGAUAAAGCACUUUAUUUUCACGCUAAGCCAGAUCGGUUUAACUCUGGAUCGGUGAACAUUACCAGCACCUAGAUGAGUUUUUGCUUCAUUUUCUGUACUGUAGAUAUUUUGUAGCUCUUUAAAACAUAAAACGCUGGCGGUAAAGUUUCAUUGUCAGUAUUAACGGUUUACUGUGAUGAAGGAAUGGAAUCCCACGAAGAUGGCAUGAAUCUGUCUGAACUAAUAAAGCUGGAUGCCUUUUUUUUUUUUGCACCCCCAAUUAAACUAAACUGUGUUUGUCUCUAAAACUUUCCUCCACCUCCAGAUUGUCAAACUUAGUGCUUGGUUGAAAUGUUUCUGCAGCUGAAGUUGUGUUUAACUGAAUAUUUUUCAGUGGAGGACCUGGAAAUGAACGACGGCAGCGCUGAGAGGCCAUACCUGAUGCCAGAGAGCCUCCUUAAAAUCCUGAAUAAGAAGAACAAGACCAAGAAGGCUGAGUA